AUGUCGAACUCGGACAGCGACGACGAGCCCAUCACGCUCUCUUCCCACGCCCUCGCGGCGCUGGCCGAGUUCAACGCCGAGAAGGACGCCCGCCAGGCAAAGUUUGAGAGGCUCAAGGCACAGUGCGACGCCAACGCCGCCGGUGGACUGCCGCUGUCCAUGGAGGCGUUCACCGAGGACUGGAACGAGUCUCAGUUUUGGUACUCCGAUGACACGGCGAGGUUGCUGGCUGGGUACCUCCUUGAGGGCGCUGAUGAAUCCACCACCAUCGGCAUCGUGUCUGCGCCGAGCGCAUUCAUUGCUCUACGCAACCUCAUGAAUGAACGAGACCCGAGUCUGGGACGGCCCAAGGUCGUCCUGCUGGAGCACGACACGCGCUUCAACGUCUUCCCCGAGUUCGUCUACUACGAUUUCAAGACGCCAUUCAAACUCCCAGCCGAGCUCAAGGGUACCGUCGACCGUGUUAUAUGCGACCCGCCGUUUCUCAGCGAGGACUGCCAGACCAAAACUGCCAUGACGGUCCGAUGGUUGGGCAAGCCUGACGCGACCAACUCCAAUAACCGUGUCAUAGUCGUCACUGGCGAGAGGAUGGCAACCCUCGUGAACAAGGUGUACAGGCCCCUCGGUGUCCGCACCGUCGACUGGGCGCCGACAUUCGCACGGGGUCUGAGCAACGAGUUCUACUGCUACGCCAACUUUGAGUGCAAGGAUUGGACCUGGCGGGAGGCGGCCAUAAACUAA
Molecule: messenger RNA, 741 nt
Organism: Colletotrichum higginsianum IMI 349063
Lineage: Eukaryota; Fungi; Ascomycota; Sordariomycetes; Glomerellales; Glomerellaceae
Product: Nadh-ubiquinone oxidoreductase 39 kDa
Exons: 6
Coding region: 1-741 (246 amino acids)
Biological process (GO): methylation
Molecular function (GO): protein-lysine N-methyltransferase activity; nucleic acid binding
Source: RefSeq, a predicted model, not a curated record